UAGGUUGGUGUGACUUUCAGAGAAGUCUGUUCCGCAUAAAGGCAGCAUUGCUGAGGCCAACGGGCCAGAGAGGACCCAGAAUCAUGCCAGUGGUUCUUCCCAUUGUGCUCUAUCUCGGGUUGCAUCUAGCCCAGAGCACUCAGGCUCAGAAUGGAUAUCUCCCCCCACCUGUUAUCACAGCUCAGCCUGGAUCCAUGGUUCUAAAUAAUAAACCAGUGACCAUCCUGUGCCAAGGGCCUCCAGAGGCUGCAGCCUACGAGAUACAUACAGAGGAAGAACCUGAGCCUAGGGCUGGAAGGAAAUUGCUGGUGGCUGGGAAGACCAGAACUUUAUAUAUCCAAGAGAUGAAACCAGACCGGACAGGACUGUACCGCUGUUCCUAUCAGAGUGGAGGACACUGGUCUUCACUCAGUGAUUCCCUGCAUCUGGUGAUGAUGGGAUCUUAUGACAAACCCUCACUCUCAAGCAUGAGUGGCACAGUGGUGACUUCAGGAAACAAUGUGACGUUACAGUGUUUCUCCAGAAUCGGAUUUCAGGCAUUUAUUCUCACCAAACAAGACGCACCUCAGUUCACCAAGAGACAAAGCUCCACAGCCCAGGACAAAGGACAGCAGGCCACCUUCCACAUGGACCGUGUCACCUCCACACAGGCUGGGACCUACAGAUGCUACGGUGCCUUCAGCAAAGACCCGUAUGUGUGGUCUCAUGCCAGUGACCCAUUGCAGCUUGAGGUCAGAGAAGCUCCUUCCGACCCCACACCCGUGGAGCCCAAACAUCCACAAGCCACAGACCACAACCAGACCCAGAACCACCAUGGUAUUCUGAUCGGCUUCCCAGUGGCCAUCGUCCUCCUGCUCCUCCUCUUCCUCCUCCUUUUCUUCAUCCUCCGCCACCGCCAUCGCAAAGCCAAAAACAAUGCCACCGAGGCAAAGAGACAGCCACAGGAAGUGGAACCCAUGAACGGACUGGCCUCUGAAGCUAGAGACCCACAGGAUGUCACCUAUUUCCAAGUGGCCUUCAAUGCCCCCACCCACGGCACAGCUUCAGCCCCCUCCUUGCUGCCCAAGCCUGCCCAGGCCAGUGAGUAUGCCACACUCAUGCUGAGAUGAGCCGUGCUCUGGACAGUAGGACUCAGAGCUACCAGUUGCAAGGUCCCUCCUCUGGCAUCAUUGCUUCUAAAUCUGAGGCUGUCAGGUGGGCUGAGGGGACCCACCCACGUCACCCAGAAAGAAGGCCCCGAGCCCCCUGAAUCUGGAGAUUAUCACCCAGUCAGUUCCAGAAUCUCUACCAUAAUUGCCCAUCAAUUCCUGGGACCCUCCUGGGUUAUUGGGACGAUGGCAGAGUAAUGUUUGUAUGUUCUCAUUGAUUAAACAAAUAUACUUAAAUCA
Molecule: messenger RNA, 1388 nt
Organism: Myotis myotis
Lineage: Eukaryota; Metazoa; Chordata; Mammalia; Chiroptera; Vespertilionidae
Product: leukocyte immunoglobulin-like receptor subfamily B member 4
Exons: 8
Coding region: 84-1109 (341 amino acids)
Biological process (GO): cytokine-mediated signaling pathway
Molecular function (GO): inhibitory MHC class I receptor activity
Source: RefSeq, a predicted model, not a curated record